CCUCCUCCCGCCCUCACUCCCUGGCCGGCAGGGGGCGCUGGGCAGAGGCGGGGCGGCGCGGGGACUGGCCGCGAUGGGACCGGAGGCGGCGCAGACAAAGGCGCGGGCGGUGCGGGGUGCGCUGAGGGCGCCGGCCGAAGGCAGCGGCGGCGGCGACGUGGGUCAUCUGGAGGACCUGCUUGGCCUGAGCAUCCCUGGCUGGAUCAAUCAUUGCUCAUCAGCCCCAUCUCUCCCCAGAGACCUCUCUGGGUGCCCCUUAGAUGCCAUCCAGCUCAGCCUGACCAAUGUCCACAGCCAGAUCGACCCUACUACCAAGCGGAAUUGGAUCCCAGCUGGCAAGCACGCACUCACUGUGUCCUAUUUCUACGAUGCCACCCGAAACGUGUACCGCAUCAUCAGCAUCGGGGGUGCCAAGGCCAUCAUCAACAGCACAGUCACCCCCAACAUGACCUUCACCAAAACCUCUCAGAAGUUUGGGCAGUGGGCAGACAGUCGAGCCAACACUGUCUAUGGCCUAGGCUUUGCCUCUGAACAGCAGCUGACCCAGUUUGCUGAGAAGUUUCAGGAGGUGAAGGAAGCUGCCAGACUGGCUCGGGAGAAAUCUCAAGAUGGUGAAUUCACUAGUUCUGCCCUGGCCCUUGCCUCUCACCAGGUUCCCCCAAGUCCCUUGGUCAGCACCAACGGUCCCGGAGAGGAGAAGUUGUUCCGCAGCCAGAGUGCAGACGCCCCUGGCCCCACCGAGCGAGAGCGCUUGAAGAAGAUGCUGUCGGAAGGCUCCGUGGGCGAGGUCCAGUGGGAGGCCGAGUUCUUCGCACUACAGGACAGCAACCAGAGGCUGGCAGGGGCCCUACGCGAGGCCAACGCAGCUGCCGCGCAAUGGAGGCAGCAGCUGGAGGCCCAGCGUGCAGAGGCCGAGCGCCUGCGGCAGCGGGUGGCGGAGCUGGAGGCCCAGGCGGCUGCAGAGCCGGUUCCGGUGGGCGAGAAGGAGGUUACCAGCCAAUCCGUGGAGCAAAUGGAGGCUCAGGUGCAGACCAAGGACCAGGAGAUCCAGACUUUGAAGAAUCAAAGCUCAGGAACUCGAGAAGCUCCUGACACUACUGAGCGGGAGGAGACACAGCAGAAGGUUCAGGACCUGGAAUCACGGAAUGCAGAGCUGGAGCAGCAGCUGCGGGCCAUGGAGUGCAGCCUAGAGGAGGCUCAGGCUGAGCGGGAGCGCGCGCGGGCAGAGGUGGGCCGGGCCGCGCAGCUCCUAGACGUGCGACUGUUCGAGCUGAGUGAGCUGCGUGAGGGCCUGGCGCGCCUGGCAGAGGUGACACCCUAGUUGGCCCUGGUGGGUCUGCGGCCUAAGGUGCCCUGGCAGGGGACCAGGCUGCCUCUGAGCUUUGCACUGUGUAGUUUUCUAGAAUCCAAGAGUGGCGCUGAUACCCAGAUUACAUUUCUACGUGGCUGUACAAGCACGCGGUGUUGCUGGCACCUGUUGUCGCUAGCUGCCACCGCCCUGCAUCCCAGAGAUGCAAGGGAGGGCCGCGGUGGUCAUCCCCAAGGGGCAAGAGAGGCCUUGGGGACCAGAGACCCGCAGGCCAACACCCAUCCCGCCCCAUUCUCAAGUAGGACUGGCAGGUUCAAAGAGUGUUUACUGAGGUCCUCUGUGGCCCACCCAAGGGCCAGCGGCUGCAGGUUUGCACUCAGGUCUGGGCCUUGUCCUGGGUAGACACCGGAAGCCGAGGUUCAGGAGGACGAGCCCCUCGGCCUGUGCUCCCUGCUUUUUGUCGCCGAAGCGUCUGCCCCACUUUCUCCUUAAAGCGCCGAUUCUGUUGCUUGAUCUUGGCCAGUUCUGCCUUGCGCUUGGCCUCCAGGUCCGGGUCCUGAGGAAGGGAGCAAGGCCGGUUGAGAUCCUGAGAUCCCAGCAGAGCAGCUUCCCAGCGACCCUCUCGGCCCCUAAGCCCAGCCCAUCCAUACUGGCUACACCCCCUGCUUAGCCCUGCCCCUUGGUCUACCUUCCCCUCCAAGAUCAGCUGCUUCCGCUUAUUGAUCUCCUUCUUUUCAUCGAAAUGCGAGGCCUCCAGUUUCUACGGAGAGGGUACAGGUCAGGGCAGGCCCACGGGGCAGGGAGCCCCGCUCCACAACCUGGUGGCCACACUCACAAUCUCGCACUCUCUGCGCACCACGUUGACCUGCGUGAGGAUUUUCAGGACCUCGGCCUCCUCCACAGCCAGCUCCUCCAGCUGCUUCUCUGCAGAGCAGAUGUGAGAGGAGACAGGCAACACUGAGCUGGGCUGAGUGCAACUGGCCCUUUGAGCCCCGAUUCCAGAUGUCUGGACUGAUGACAUUCGGAAAAAAGUGCCAAACUUGGUGGCAGAUGUCUGCCAUUACAGCACUGGGGAGGCUGAGGCAGGGGGAUCACUGUGAGUUUCCAGGCCAACUCUGUAGAGCAAGGAUCUGUCUCAAAUAAAUGAACGAGUAAAUGAAA
Arvicola amphibius (Eurasian water vole) is the source of this 2470-nucleotide messenger RNA. RefSeq names its product homer scaffold protein 3 (gene Homer3). Gene Ontology annotation, biological process: regulation of store-operated calcium entry; G protein-coupled glutamate receptor signaling pathway. The transcript has 10 exons. Gene Ontology annotation, molecular function: G protein-coupled glutamate receptor binding. The record is from RefSeq and is a predicted model, not a curated record. The coding region runs from base 74 to 1321 and encodes 415 amino acids. Gene Ontology annotation, cellular component: postsynaptic density; cytoplasm; plasma membrane. Lineage: Eukaryota; Metazoa; Chordata; Mammalia; Rodentia; Cricetidae.